Molecule: messenger RNA, 3370 nt
Organism: Perca fluviatilis (European perch)
Lineage: Eukaryota; Metazoa; Chordata; Actinopteri; Perciformes; Percidae
Product: multidrug and toxin extrusion protein 1-like
Exons: 16
Coding region: 355-2121 (588 amino acids)
Biological process (GO): xenobiotic detoxification by transmembrane export across the plasma membrane
Cellular component (GO): membrane
Molecular function (GO): antiporter activity; xenobiotic transmembrane transporter activity
Source: RefSeq, a predicted model, not a curated record
AUGACUGCCCUGUAUGUCAUCUUGUGUUUAAGUCCAGUGUGAGUGUGAUUCUUUUUCUAAGUGUCAUAACUGUUGAAAAUUAAUCUGCAAGUGUAAGGUGCCAGACACCGACUCUGAAGUGUCACGUAGGAAGAAGCCUAAACAGGUUAUGUAUUAAACUAUCUAACAUCUUAAAGUCUGUAACACAUGGCACUGUUGCUGGGGGCUUGGUCUACCCAAUUGCAGUGACGCCCCCAAAACUGUUGCACAAGCUGGUUGGCUAGGAGGAAACUCCACGUGCGAUACCCUUCCCCCAUAACACACAUAGACACUGCUGUUAAAGGGAAAGCGGUCUGUUUGUUGAGGAACGCAGUCAUGGACAGUUCAAUUAAAGCACCAAUUAAAUAUUCAGCGGGAGUGGAAGGAGAUUCGAAAGUAGGUAAAGCGGCUGCUUCUGUUCAAGGCUCCGGUGAUAGUCGGGGCUCCUGCCUGAAGAACAUGCGUUGCUUCAUCCCACCGGACUACCGGCAUGAGCUGGUACAACUUUUCAAGUUAGCGGGACCAGUGAUCAUUUCCCAGUUGAUGGUCUUUAUGAUCAGUUUCGUCAGCACUGUGUUCUGUGGUCACCUGGGGAAAACUGAACUUGCAGCAGUGGCGUUAUCAAUUUCGGUGGUUAAUGUCACCGGCCUUUCCAUUGGCGCUGGUUUGUCGUUAACUUGUGAUACCCUCAUAUCUCAGACAUAUGGGAGCGGUAACUUGAAGCGUGUGGGUGUGAUUCUCCAGAGGGGGGUUCUGAUUCUGCUGCUGGCCUGUUUCCCCUGCUGGGCUAUCCUCAUCAACACUGAACCUCUCCUACUGGCUGUCAAACAGAGCCCAGAGGUUGCCAGUAUCGCCCAGCUGUAUGUGAAGAUCUUCAUGCCUGCUCUGCCGGCUGCCUUUAUGUACCAGCUGCAAGGGAGGUAUCUUCAAAACCAGGGAAUUAUAUGGCCUCAGGUUGUGACAGGAGUGAUCGCAAAUAUCCUCAAUGCAAUCAUCAACUACCUCUUCCUCUACUGUCUGGAUAUGGGCGUUGCUGGAUCUGCUGCAGCCAAUGCUAUCUCACAGUAUUUGCUGGCUGUUAUCUUAUUCGCGUACAUCUGCUGCAGGGGUCUGCACAAGGCCACAUGGGGAGGUUGGACACUGGACUGUCUGCAGGAGUGGGGACCCUUUGUCCGGCUGGCCAUCCCCAGUAUGCUCAUGCUUUGUCUGGAGUGGUGGCUAUUUGAAAUAGGUGGAUUCCUGGCCGGAGUGAUCAGUGAGACUGAGCUGGGAGCUCAUUCUAUAGCUUAUGAGCUGAUGGCCUUAGCUUACAUGUUCCCACUUGGAUUUGCUGCUGCUGCCAGUGUAAGGGUUGGAAAUGCUCUUGGUGCAGGAAACAUAGAGCAGGCCAAACUGUCUUCCAAAGUCCCCAUCAUUUGUGCAUUCAUAGUUGCAUGUUUUGUUGGAUCCAGCAUCAGCCUCGCCAGAAAUGUCAUUGGAUACAUCUUCACAUCAGAGCAAGACAUUUUACAGAGGGUUGCUGACGUCAUGAUCAUAUUGGGCUUAUUGCAUCUUGCUGAUGCUGUUGCGGGUGUGGCUGGAGGGGUUCUCAGAGGAGCAGGGAAACAGUUGAUUGGUGCUCUGUGUAACCUGGUGGGAUACUACUUCAUUGGUUUCCCUAUUGGUGUGUCCCUAAUGUUUGCAGCAAACAUGGGCAUUGUAGGACUGUGGACAGGACUUUGCAUUUGUGUGUUUAUGCAGUUGAUUUUCUAUGCUACAUUUGUGUGCAAGCUCGAUUGGAAGAAGGCUGCUGAAGAGGCUGUUGUGAGAGCAGGAGUCCAGAUCAAAGAAGAAAAUGAGAUGGUUGGGAUGGAAAAUACAGACUCAAAUCAGAACCAGUACCAGGUCAGCGCUACUGCAUCUAGUGGUGAGAUUGCUGAGGUGGACCACGCAUAUCAGGAGGCGCAUAUUGCUGACCAGAAUAAAUCCACUACCACUACAGUGGGAAAUGUUCUGUCAAUAACCCAGCUGGUUUUACGGCGUGGCCUCAUAUUGCUGCUCAUGGUCAUCAUCCUCGUCGCUGGAAUCAUCGCUGACAUCUUCCUCACCAGGCUGCUGAAAUGAGUCAUCCAGUGAUUCAAAGCUUGUUUUCAGACUGAUGGCUGUCAGGAUUGAUAGCAUCCGUCCAUUAAACUAAAUAUAAAUGUUAACGCUGAAUCACCUUGUAAUGAAAUGGUUACUGGUGCUGUUGAUCCCACUGUGGUCGCCCUUCAACGACAAGCUUGGCUGUCCGAUUCCCAGGCCUCUCCAGCCACAUGUCAACGUGUUACUGAGCAAGACACUGAACCCCAAGUUGCAUCCAGGAUUCUGUAUGUCCACUGUUCCUAAUAAUUAUGCCGCCUUCACAUUGGCACAGUAGACACGGCUGCGAAACGACCAGAAGUCAUUCAUUUCCUAGAUUCGCAGGCCGCAUGCGAAUGGGUCCGAACCGAUGCGAACGAGUGUGGUGCAUAAAAAAUCGGGUCCGUUGGUCAUCCGGAUGCAUUAAAAAAGUUGAACUCAUACGACAGGCAACGGACGUUUCCUAUCCAACAAUCCGAGCGGAAGUUAGCGUUGCUAUGGUACUGCUAAACAAAUCUGAAUUCUUAACUUUUAAUCAAAAAAAUAAUGAUUUCAUAAUGAUAUGUUGUCAUGUAAUCGAUUCAUUUUGUAUGAGUAUGUAUUGAGUAUGAGAAAAGUCUGUGCAGAAACAAUGCAUAGGAUACCGGCUAUGGCUAAGUUGAUUAGCAACAGACAUCGAACUAUUGACAUUAUACCACUAUAUCACAUUUAACCAACAUCCUGGCCAACUUUUCUCCACGCUGCAGCCUUUCUGUUUAUAUCUCUAUAGCCCUCAGAUGAGAGUUCAUAGAGAAUUGGACAUUCGGACACUGACAGAAUGAUUCGUUCUAGUCUUUCCGCCAUUUUUUUUCUACUCGCUUCCGACGCUUUCAACGGUGUAGUACGACGUCCACUGGGGGCGCAUUGCGUAUUACAGAGCUGACUUCAAGUGCCAGUGUGAAGGCGGUGUUAGGAUGGGUUAAAUGCAGUAAUCAAAUUUCACUACAUUGUAUUGUGUGUAUGUGAUGAAUUAAGAAUAAAAAAAGGUUUUUUUUUUUUAAAACAAGGCGAUAAGCAUGGAAUAUCUAGCCAGAGAGACUCAUAUAUGUUUUGAAGGUUUAACCAGUCAAUGUAUAACAGUCUGGACAGCAUCAUGAAACCAAGCCUGCUAUGGCACAUAGAGAGCGAAAAUGCUUGAUUAUAGAGAGAACAUUUUGAGAGGUUUACACACUGUGCCUUGGGGUCAAAUGAAAAUAAAGUGCAGACACUUGAA